Messenger RNA from Haliotis rubra (blacklip abalone), 1222 nucleotides. Its product is annotated as 5-formyltetrahydrofolate cyclo-ligase-like. The coding region runs from base 23 to 646 and encodes 207 amino acids. Lineage: Eukaryota; Metazoa; Mollusca; Gastropoda; Lepetellida; Haliotidae. Gene Ontology annotation, cellular component: mitochondrion. Gene Ontology annotation, molecular function: 5-formyltetrahydrofolate cyclo-ligase activity. The transcript has 3 exons. Gene Ontology annotation, biological process: folic acid-containing compound biosynthetic process; tetrahydrofolate interconversion. The record is from RefSeq and is a predicted model, not a curated record.
CUCCCCUCGCCUUGGGGACACGAUGGCGGUCUCCAUACGACAAGCCAAAGUUUUACUGAGAAAAGACAUGAAGACAAAAUUGUCAGCUAUACCAGAUCGCAUCAAGGCUAUCCAGUCGCAGAUUGUCACAAGGAAGGUGCUUGCAUUGCCAGUCUUCCAGACCAGCAGGCGAGUGUCAGUGUACCUGAGCAUGAAGAGUGAGGUUAGUACAGAUGCACUUGUACAGCACAUCCUCAACGCCAACAAGGCGUGCUUCAUCCCACGUUACGAUGGCGUGGGGAUGUCCAUGGUGCGACUGGCGUCAUGGCAGGACUAUCAAGACCUUCCGGAGACAAAAUGGAAGAUUAAACAGCCCCCAGUUGAUGAACAGCGAGAAGACGCUCUGGACACAGGUGGAUUGGAUGUAAUUUUGACCCCGGGUGUUGCCUUCACCCCUCAAGGAGUUCGGUGCGGGCAUGGCAAGGGUUACUAUGACAACUACCUACAUCAGUGUGAGGAGAGAGGUAAAAAACCUGUCACAGUUGCCCUGGCCUUCCGAGAACAGAUCUGUGCAGAUAUCCCAACUACUGAAGCAGACCACAACAUAGACUACGUCAUCUACCCCACCGAUAGGGAAAUACAAGAUGCUCUCAAGGAUGUAACUUGAGUUUCCAAAAUAUGCCUUUUUUCGAGUCUCAACAAGAAUAUUUUUCUAUCAUCAUAGAAAUUUGUUAAACUGCUGAUAUUAAUGGUCAGUAUUUUAAUACUAAUGAAGUACACUUGUGUGAAAUUAUUGUAAUAGUUUUGGUUAUUAAUAACAAAUAGAGAUUAUUAUAUGAACAUGUUUCUUAUACUGAUUUUAUAAUAUUUCAUCAAGUAUCAGAAUGUAUGUAUUUUCCAAGGUUGUAUGAUGCAUACAUUAAUUUAUAAAAGAUUAAUAAAUCAGUAUGACACGUAGUUUUGAUAUUUACAAAUCUACCUAAUAGUUAUAAACCUUUUGAGCUCCCAUUUAGAAACUGCAGCGAUCACAGCCACUAUCUGAGAAAAACACAAUCGUCAGUAGUGUAACCAAUCCUCAGUGUGACAAUGAAUCCAACCUUAUGUCAGGAUAGGUUUUGAAUUACAUGAACAAUGCUGUCUACACUAAUCCACAUGAAGUGAUAUUUGCACAAGAGCACAUAUGAUGUUUAUGAAGUCUGUUGUAUCUGAAACAGGGAAAUAAAUACAUAUGUUUUUUUUCAAA